Naumovozyma dairenensis CBS 421 is the source of this 1599-nucleotide messenger RNA. RefSeq names its product inositolphosphotransferase (gene IPT1). Lineage: Eukaryota; Fungi; Ascomycota; Saccharomycetes; Saccharomycetales; Saccharomycetaceae. The record is from RefSeq and is a predicted model, not a curated record. The coding region runs from base 1 to 1599 and encodes 532 amino acids. Gene Ontology annotation, molecular function: inositol phosphoceramide synthase activity. Gene Ontology annotation, cellular component: inositol phosphoceramide synthase complex. Gene Ontology annotation, biological process: sphingolipid biosynthetic process; inositol phosphoceramide metabolic process. The transcript has a single exon.
AUGAACGUUUUCAAAUGUUUAAUAACGUUCAUAUAUAACGUCAUAAAAUCAUCAUUCAAUCAAAGACAUAUCCUCUCACUGCCGUUAAAUUUUAUACUAAAUUUCUUACCAGUUAUAAUAUGGUUAACCAUUUUUGAUCAUGCUGGUUUAAUACCUAUAAAUAUAAGACCUGCUAUUCAUAGUAAAAUCGCAUUUUGGUCUGAUCAAUACUUAUUCGGUGAUUGGUGGGGUGAACUUACUACACAAUAUGAUGGGAUUACCAAAUAUACCAAUAUUUCAUAUUUCACUUCUUCAUUGUUCGCUUCCAUCAUGUUAAUCAUCUUACCAUUAUCUAUUUGGUACCACAUUCAUUAUAGAAAAGGUAUAAAACAAAACUUAUUGGAAUGGUAUGACGAUAUUUUCCAUUUCAACAACAAGACAAACCCAAAAAGAUUAAGAAUUCUUUUGCUACCUUAUUUAACUCCAUUAAUAACUUUCAUCAUAUUGAAUAUAGAUCACAUAUUUGCAUAUCAAUCUGAAGAAAAUUUCACAAAGACAAAAGAUCUAAUAGCUUGGUUCUCAUAUGUUAUACUGCAUGUUACAGUUCCCAUUUUAACUGCUGUCUACCUUUACGUUUUCCAACCUGCUGGAACUUUGAAAUGUUUCAGUUUUGCGUUAGGUCUACAAAAUAUUGCAGGUGUUUUCACUCAUCUGUUAAUUCCAAUGGCAUCUCCAUGGUUCACUCAUUUAUAUGGUAUCAAUGAUACAGAACAUGUCAAUUAUACCCAAGAUGGUUUCGCUGCAGGAUUAAUUAGAGUGGAUACUCAUCUUGGGACACAUUUAAAUACAAAGGGCUUCCACAUGUCUCCUAUUGUCUUUGGUGCUGUUCCUUCAUUACAUUCUGCCAUUGCAUUCCAAUGUGCGUUGUUUUUAUUGACUAGAUCUACUUCUUUGAAACAUCGUUUCUUGAAGGAUAAUCAUCAACAGGUGAACUUAAAAGAUGAAAGUUAUGGGGAAGAUCUUGAAAUGGCUCCUCUGUCAUUACGUGGUCAAUCUCAAGAUAAUACUAAUGCUAUUAAUAACAAAACUAACUCGAAUUCGAACUCGAACUCUGAAGAUGAAGGUUGUUCUUCUUUAAGUUCGUCGGAAAAUAUCGUUGGAUCUUUAAAUAAUUCUGCUGAUGAUGAAGAGGAAGACGUUGAUGACUUGGAUAGUACUAAAAAUGAAGAGCGAGUUAUAACAUACACCCCAAAUCAGGACAACAACAACCAUGUAAGUCUAGAUUUUAUUCAUUAUUAUGAUGAAAACUUGGAAAUUACAAACAAAUGGUAUUUCAGAAUAUUUAAUAAAGGUUUAGUACCAAAAUCACUAAUUGGUUCGUUUGUUAUAUUGCAAUGGUGGGCAACAAUGUAUUUAGAUCAUCAUUAUAGAUUUGAUUUAUUCAUUGGUGUACUAUAUUCAUUAACGAGUUUCACUAUAAUAAAUUGGUUCAUCUUACAACCAGUAGUAUUGAAUGAUUUUAUUAAAAUUAGAUUGGGUCAAAUUGAAGAUACUAAGAAUGAAGGUAAAACGUUAGGAAUGAGAGUAUUUCAAGGUACUAAUUACGAAUGGUUUUUUUGA